AUGAUGCUUAGAAGAAAUGCGGUGAGAUCGUUAAAAACUAUGGAAAUAAGCGUAAGCAACGUUGUUAACUCCGGUUCGAUAGCAAUGCUGAGAGGUAAGCUUGCCAACGUAGUUCUUAGCGACCGUACUUACCACUCCAGUCCGAUAUUUCAUAAAAAUGUACCUAAGGGCGUUUUGGACAAGAAGAAUGGGCGAGAACAGCGCAAAACAGAACAGAAUGUGUUUAAUGUGGAUCCAGCUUCUCCAUGGCGCCACGAGCUUCUUUCGUUUGAUGAGUGUGUAUCAUCUGCUUUAAAGUACUCUACCACGCCUUUGCAAAAUACAUACAAAAGAAUAGGAAACAACCAAUUGAAUAAAAAUCCAUCAUUCGCCAUGUUUUGGGACUCCAUGGGCAGAGCAAUGGAGUUAUACUAUUCUUUGAGAGAAUCGCCUGAUUUCAAUGCGUACCGGGUGUCACGUUUGAUUCAUCUGCUGCAUAACGGUCUGAGGUCGACGAGAGACCAAUUGGUAAAAUUAAGUAGAAAGCCAGACUACGAUUCGCAAUCUUUUCACAAGGAAAUGAUGAACUUUCUAUGUAAUUCAUUAAAGGAUAUAUCUGAUGACAUUUUGAUAGGCAAGGUGUCUGUCAGCGGAUAUGGAGCUACUCAUCUAUUGACUUCAUUUAAAGAGCUGUCAUUUGACGAUGACUGUAUUCGAAUUUGGGAAGCGUCAAAGAAUUUGUCCGACGAGACUACUUCACAGGCAUUCCAAGAACCAAAAGUGGUUGGUUUUAUGCUGCCAUUACUUUAUGCAAAAACGCGUUCUCUGACUGAGCCUAACGAGCUAUAUAACCAAAUUAUUCAAUCCAAAGAAUUUAUCCAUCCCAAUCUUUACAGCGGACUGAUAAAAGUCUUCAUCAAGGCGGAAGACUACGAAAAGGCAUUAUCCCUCUUCGGCCAAUUAUGUGAAAAGGCUGAAGUGAGGAAUUACGGUUAUUUAAUUGAAACGCACUUAAGCUUCAUUGGUGAUUCCAAGAAUUUAACGUUGGCAGAAAGUUUCUUUGACAAAAUUAUCAACGAUGAAAUGCCAUACAAGAUUAUUUUACAAGUCUCUACAGUGAACUCUUUUUUGCAGAAUAUAUGGAAAGCACAGAACGAUUUUGAUCAUGUUUAUAGAAUAUGGGAAAAGGCUGUAAAAUUUUAUGGUAACACUGUUAAUCCUGGAAUUUUGUCCUCACUAAACAACACUUUUUUCACAAUAUUCUUCGAAAACUAUAUUAAUGACAAUAUCAAUGGUUUCCGUAAGCUUCAAGAAAUCAUAACGUUUUACAGUGGGGUCAAAAAAAUUGAUGAACCAUUUUUUAACGUUAUGUUAACUAGAGCAUCUAUCUGGCACGAACGCAGCAUAAUCGAUUUUAUCGAUAAAAACUAUACUUUGUACCAUAUUCCAAGAACUAUUAUAUCAUAUAGAAUACUACUGAAAUCAUUGGGAAGCAUAGACAACACGAAUAAUGAAGAGAUUCUGGAUAGAUGGCUGGAGUUGGUCAAGAAACUGAAUGAAUUGGGCCAACAAUAUAUAGCCAAUGCUGAUCUGUCCGCUUUGAGGGAUGCCACUGUCGUAUGGUCACAAUCAAAGAGGGAUGAAAAGGUCUUUUCUGCAAAAGCUAAAGGAACACCAGCAACGACUACGACCACAGAAGACGACAUAAAAGUUCCGAAGCCAUUGGAAAAUUUGAAAAAUGAGGAUUCUACUUCGAAUUCAGAAGACAGAAUAGAGCUGUACUUGAAAAUAUUAAAAAGAUAUACGCCCUACUUUCGCGCUACCAAGCAAGUAUAUAGGUAUACCACUGGAUGCGCAGAGUCAUACCCAAUAUUAAAUGAGUAUCUGAGCGGUUAUUCUGACUUGAGUGCCGAGGACAUUCCUGUUCCUCAACUACAUAGCUUUAUUGCUAAGGAGCAAUAG
This is a messenger RNA of Saccharomyces cerevisiae S288C, 1941 nucleotides long. RefSeq names its product Rmd9p (gene RMD9). NCBI's taxonomy places the organism in Eukaryota, Fungi, Ascomycota, Saccharomycetes, Saccharomycetales, Saccharomycetaceae. The coding region runs from base 1 to 1941 and encodes 646 amino acids. Gene Ontology annotation, cellular component: mitochondrial inner membrane. The record is from RefSeq and is marked reviewed. The transcript has a single exon.